UGUUCUGCUACUUCAUGUUAUAUAAACAGCAUUGCAUUUAUUCUUUCUCUACUCAAUACUUCCAAGUGUUCUUCAAAAAGUAAGCUUUUUUGAAAAACCAAUCUUUAUACGAAAAUGCCAGCUCAAUUCACACUUUAUACUCACAAGGGACCAGGUCCAAACCCUCUCAAGCCAGCAAUCUUGUUGGAAAAGCUCGGUUUGGACUUCGAUGUGAUCGAUUUAGACUUCGGUGACGAUCCAAAGAGAGGUGUCAAGAGUGAAAAUUUCUUAAAGAUUAACCCUAACGGACGUGUUCCAGCUUUGGUUGAUCAUAGCAAGAACGAUUUCACCGUUUGGGAAAGUGGAGCAAUCCUUUAUUAUUUGGUUGAACAAUACGACAAAGAAGGCAAAUUCUUCGGUAAAGAUGUUGCCGAGAAGACGGUUGUUAUGCAAUGGCUCACUUUCCAAUUGAGUGGUCUCGGACCUGUUCAGGGUAAUGUUAACUAUGCCCAUCACUACUGGGAACCAACCUACGGUGAAAAGCCAUGCAAGAGUGUAUUCACCCGUUUUGAAGGUGAAACACACCGCCUUUACAAAGUUAUGGAACAACAACUCGAAUUGCAACAAAAGAAAGGCAGUAAAUAUAUUGCAACCGAUCGAUUGUCCAUUGCCGACAUUUCAUUCUUUACUUGGGUUCGUAUCGCUGGCUUUGGUAAGGUUGAUUUGAGUCCUUACAAUCAAGUUAAUGCAUGGCUCAAGAACAUCGAGGCAGAUCCACAAGUUCAAGCAGCCGACAAGAAGUUGCCCAAGUAAUCGUUGAAGUUACGGGCUUCUUACUAAUCAAAUCAACUGUGGAUUAUAAUUAGGGAGACAGACAUUAUCGUUGUACUUAAGUGAAUCUUUGUUUCAUAAUCAAUGAAUGUUUUAGUCUAGGAAGGAU
Messenger RNA from Meira miltonrushii, 919 nucleotides. Its product is annotated as glutathione S-transferase. The coding region runs from base 115 to 792 and encodes 225 amino acids. Lineage: Eukaryota; Fungi; Basidiomycota; Exobasidiomycetes; Exobasidiales; Brachybasidiaceae. The record is from RefSeq and is a predicted model, not a curated record. The transcript is spliced from 2 exons.